AUGGAGAAUUCUGACAAAAAGAAGGACGAAGCAUUUCAUUUAUCCAUCCUUGUGUCUGAUCCUCAAAAGCAGCGAAACGAACACGCAAAAUCAUCCUCUUAUGUCACAUACCAAAUAUCAACUAAAACAGAUAACAAGUCAUACCACAACACGUAUCGAAAACAUCACCAAGGCGAAACUACCGGCAAUGAUAGCAUCGACAUCAUCGUAGUGCACAGAAGAUACAGUGAUUUCUUGCUACUGCAUAACAUACUCAGCCAGGACCACCCUACAUGCAUUAUUCCUCCCCUCCCAGACAAGAAAGUCUUUCAAUACAUCGCAGGUGAUAGAUUCAGCUUGAGCUUCACUCAGAAGAGAUGUCAUAGUUUACAAAACUUUCUGCGCCGAAUCUCUGAGCACCCUGUGCUAUCCCACUCAAGGAUGCUGGAGACAUUUUUGGUAAGUGGCGAUUGGGAUGCAUAUCGUCGAAGCUUGAGUGGGACUCUAAAUGGCAAUAAGGACGAAGUGAGUGAUGCAUUCAUGAACGCUUUCAAAACUGUUCAUAACCAAAGCGAAGAGUUUGUAGAGAUAAAGGAAAAAAGUGAGAAGUUGGAUCACAAUGUUGCCAAAAUUGAUAAAAUAUUCAAUCGUGUCGUGAAAAGACAGGAAGCCAUCUCAGAGGACUACGCAAAGUUCAGUAGCAACUUGCAAGAACUACAGGAGUUGGUUUCAAACGAUGCUGAGGAAGAUGAAGCUUUGCGCUCAAAAGUGAAAUUUUUCAACGAGGGGAUUGCACAACUUUCUUAUGGCCUACGGGAUUUGAGCAAGUUUCUUGAUUAUGAAUAUAUUGUAGAUCUCAAGGAUAUGGAGCACUAUAUCGAGAGCGUGAAACAGACCAUCAAGCUGAAAGAUCAAAAGCAGAUAGAUUAUGAGGAGCUCAACGAUUAUCUCACAAGGUCUAUUAAUGAAAAGAACAAUCUGGUAUCUGGUUAUGGAGGAGGCAACUAUUUCACAAGCAAACUUGAAGAACUUGCUGGAAUUAAUCAGGAGGCUGCUCGCCGCGAAAAAAUCGCAAAACUCGAGGGCAAGAUUACUUCGUUGACCUCAGAGGUGGAUAACGCUAAAGAAGUUGCAGAUGUGUUUGAAAGCGAGGUAUUCAAAGAAGUGAAUAUUUUCGAGGAAAUCAAGACAAAAGAACUUAAAGCUUCUUUGGCGUCACUUGCAGACAACCAAAUUGAGUUUUACAAGAAAAUGGUAGAUACAUGGACCAAAGUCGAAGAAAACCUAUGA
Messenger RNA from Lachancea fermentati, 1269 nucleotides. Lineage: Eukaryota; Fungi; Ascomycota; Saccharomycetes; Saccharomycetales; Saccharomycetaceae. The record is from the annotation of a GenBank genome assembly.